AGUCACAGUUCACGUUUGUCUCUUUCUCCGUCGUCACAUCUAGAAGUGCCUGAGUGCAGACGCUAUUGAAUUGCUAUUUACUCUGCAGUUCUGGUCGCCGCCAAGGUACAACUCAACAAAUCGUGAAUUUUUUCCUCUUGUGUACUGAUUCAGCCUCGAGGAUUGCCUUUGUUAUCGGGAACUAAAUUAUACUUAACAGACUCAUAGACAUGUCAAAUCCGUCUGCAGACAGCACUUUCGUCAUGGACGACAUUUAUCGUGCCACAACAACUGCAAUUCCAAAUGUAUCGCGAAAUAUGCUUGGUUCGUUAAAAACAUUUGUUGGUGCUGGAACAAACGACCCCGAUGAAAAAGAGGCUUUUUUGGAUAUUAAACCAUUAACCAGAAGAGGUCCGGCCGCCGAAGUCGGUGAUGAUAUCGAAUUGAAGGCAGUUCAGUUGCAGUUCCCAUCUGCUCGUACGUUGGAUAAGAACAACUCUCUUUACCAGGAAGAACGGAUCGAAACAGGAAGAGGCAACCUGCUCGUUGCUAUACAAGGCGAUCGUACUCAGCCUGCCAUGAUCACGUACCACGAUUUAGGACUGAAUCAUGUGGCCAACUUCCAGGCAUUUUUUAACUUUUCAGAGAUGCGUACUCUUGCCCAAAAUUUUUGCUUGUAUCACAUCAAUGCCCCAGGCCAAGAGGAAGGUGCGGCUACAGUACCAGAAGGGUAUAUUUAUCCCACUAUGGAGGAAUUAAGUGAGCAGAUAAGUGAUGUGAUGCUACACUUUAAUCUUAAAUCAUUCAUUGGUCUCGGAGUUGGUGUCGGGGCCAACGUUUUGGUCCGCUUUGCUCUGUUUCAUCCUGAAAAGGUUGACGCGCUGUGCCUGUUGAACUGCGUCUCAACGACAGCCGGAUGGAUUGAAUGGGGUUACCAAAAGUUGAAUGCUAGGCACUUGCGUUCGAAGGGCAUGACACAAGGUGCCCUAGAUUAUCUGAUGUGGCACCAUUUUGGACGAUUAACGGAGGAGCGUAAUCACGACUUGGUUCAUGUUUAUCGUGAAUACUUCGAACACCACGUCAAUCCAAUGAAUUUGGCAUUGUUUAUAGAUUCAUACAUUCAACGGACAGAUCUAAAUAUCUCACGCGAGCUAGACCCAAAUCGGCGAGCAUCAGUCAGGACAGUGGAAGUACCUGUUUUGAACAUGACUGGAGCACUUGGUCCUCAUGUUGAUGACACAGUCACAUUUAACUCGAGAUUGGAUCCAUCCACUUCAACCUGGAUAAAACUCCAAGAUUGUGGAAUGGUUCUGGAAGAACAACCAGCUAAAGUCGUUGAGGCUCUUCGACUUUUUCUUCAAGGCAACGGUUACGCCCUGAAGCUAUCACGGAAGCCGUCAGCCUCCCCUUCUGAAGUUCCUUCUCCUUCUUCGUCAGCGAACAAACUUUUGUUUGGAGAUGGUAUUCAACUGGAUAUUAACAAUUGUUCUUCAUCUGAUGUCGUUGCUGAUAUCCGUAUCACCGAAAACCCUAUACUGAAUGUCAACGUUACUAAUCCCAUUAACGCUUGAUUUUCGCUUCCUAAUCAUGAAGUCCAAACAUUUGGUCUAGUCUUUCCUUAUGGUAAUUAGAGAAUUAUAUCGUCCUCAAUCUUUUCAUAGUUUCUUGAGGUGCAUGCAGGUGAAAACGAAACGUUUCCAUACGCCGCUUGUUUAGAAGAUACAUGGUCGUGAUUUUAACUAAAACCAAACUUAAUGCCUGCUUCAUUUUCUAUUUCGAAUGUUUCUUUCAACAUACCCAGAGGUUAAUGUCGCGUUAAUGUUGGUGAUCACCAUAAUGCUGAAUGAUAGCUGUUGUUUUACCAUACCAACGACUUUUAUUUGAACACCCUCCUAUUUUGUGGUCUUCGACCGACACUCUCGCCCCUAGCUUUUUUGGUAUCAAAUUUUAUUUGUUCGUACUGAUUUUAAAAGUAACCUACUAACCCACUAAAUCAUUUACAAACAUUCUCCCCUUUUUUUGGUCCCAUUUAACACGAUGGGUAAUGUCACCGGUUUUUCCUCACCAACCUGAACAAAGAUUUUUUUUUGUACCAUAAUCGAGAUAAGUAACAUUUCAGUAAAAUUUUGAAUAGUGUGA
Molecule: messenger RNA, 2118 nt
Organism: Daphnia magna
Lineage: Eukaryota; Metazoa; Arthropoda; Branchiopoda; Diplostraca; Daphniidae
Gene: MESK2
Product: protein NDRG3
Exons: 11
Coding region: 210-1550 (446 amino acids)
Biological process (GO): signal transduction
Cellular component (GO): cytoplasm
Source: RefSeq, a predicted model, not a curated record